This is a messenger RNA of Eruca vesicaria subsp. sativa (arugula), 1212 nucleotides long. The record is from the annotation of a GenBank genome assembly. Lineage: Eukaryota; Viridiplantae; Streptophyta; Magnoliopsida; Brassicales; Brassicaceae.
AUGAAAACAACAAAGAUCAAGUUUCAGAUCUGGCUCGGAUUUGGAUGUGAAGAUGAAGGAUUUACCUCGUUUAGGGUUUCAGUUGUCAUAUUUUCCAGAUCUAUGAAGUUUCCCGUUUUGGGGUUUUCAGAUUGGAUUCACUAUGGUUUCUCUGUGGAGCAGAGAACGACCGCGGGUUUGAAGAUUCGCCAGACCGAUUUGGUUUGGGAUCUUAUUACGAAGAUACGAGUUCGUGACAGGGUGUUAGUGUAUCGUAUAUUGAAGGAUUUAGUAGAAUAUUCAAAGGAUCUACAGAAUCCACGAUUUGAGAUUUGGUUGAGGAAUGAACGCGUGAGCGAAUCAGGGCAAGAUUUUAAGGAGAUAGUGGAGCGUACUCGGAGGGGCUUGGGUGAUACUACAAAUAAGAUCCUACGAGAUACGGAGCUUAAGUUGGAAAAGGUUUGGAUCCUGGUAGGGAUUCAAACAGUGGAGGAGAAGAAGAGAAAUCUAGGAUAUCAUGAUGGAGGUACUGAUGGAAUGAGAAACAACCCAUCACACGGUGAACAAGGUCUUAGCUACAAAGGGGCUGUUGAAUCUCAAGCAAGGAAUCCAAAUAUGGAAAGUAGACAAGGAAAUCAUCACCAACAAGCUCCAAAUGGGAGAGACCUUAAGGGAAAAGGUGUGGCUCGUGAGAAUCCAGGUCCUUAUAGGCAUAAUGGUCCAUCAAAUUUUCAUGGCGGAAGGAAUUAUCGGCACCAGGGAGAGGGUUCUAGCAGAAACGUAAGGCAAUCAGGUCAGGCUGGAGAGUUUCUUGAAAGGAGAGAACAUGGAUCAGAGGCAGAAGAUGGUAUGGAGGUAGUGGAAUCUGCGGCUGGGGCAAGUGCUGAAAUGGUGGAGCUGAAUAAGACUGAAGGAAGGAUGGAGAAGAUGAAAGUGGGGGAUCAGCAACCUCUAAAUUCAGAGGAUUUGAUGGAAGAGGCUAAUGGAAUGGAUGAGGAUGACCUCAUUGAAGAGACGAAUUUAAUGCACAAUGGAAAAGAGAAUCCAGCACCGAAGAGGAGAACAAUUAAACCAGGAAGUUUAACACUUGUAGGAAACACUAAGAAGAGGUUUGUUCAGAGUGUUAUCUCACCACGCAAGAAGAUCAUGUCAAAGCAGGCAGCCAAAGCGGGUGAGAAGGGGUCUUUCAUCCCCAAGAAGGCCAAUCCCUUGGCAAAGACAGACCACGAGUAA